AUGCUUAACAUCCAACUGCCUGCGCAUUCUUCACUCAAGAGCGAUAGCGGCUCGCCAUCGUCGCCUUCAAGUGGUGCUCAAGCUCAAGGCGAGCAAGACUUGAGUCCGUUCUUGGAGAUCGGGUCCCCAUUUGGGUUCAAACACGACAUGCACAUUCACUACAACUUCCAAGAAGCUCGUUUCGAGGGCAUUCCCGACAACUUUGCCGACUUUUUCAUGCGCAAAACGUCCGAGCGAAGUCGGGCAGAAACCAUCUCGGCCUUAGACGCCUCGGUAGCUCUUGAUUUCAGAAGCACGUACUUGGCGAAACAGCGGCGAUCCCGCACGAGUUCAGCUCCUUCCGGGAGUUUUAGCUUGUCCAGCAUGAUGAGUGGUAGUAGUAAUAGUAGCAGUAGCAGUAGCAGUACUGGUCCACACGAGGCUGAAAACCGUGCAGACCCCGUGCGGAUCCUCAACCAGCACUUUAAACUGCCCUUUCGACAAGUGCCACGGGUCGCUGUCCCGGGGUAUGACGACCGCAUUCCUGCUGUCUUGGUCAUGCUGCAACAGCACUUUGUUGCCAAAGAAGGCUACCUCACACCUCAUAUAUUUCGAGAGUCACCGAGUAAGGCCGAACGGGAUCAAGCUAUGGUCGAUAUCAACUGCGGAGCUUUUCGAGGCGCAACUCAUGACGUCAGGGUCGUCGCGGAUUUGAUCAAGCUCUGGUUUCGGGAACUCCCGGUCCCAAUUUUGCAUGAAAUCCCGUCGAGGGACAUGGAACGGCUCGCGUCUACUGGAAAUGUCUACGAGGAACUGCUCAGUGUUUUGGGGAACCUCGAACGCUGCAUUGUGCUCUGGCUCGCUGACCUCCUGUCUUUUGUCGCCGAGUACCAACCACACAACCACAUGGGCGUGGACCAACUUGCUAUUGUCAUUGCACCAAAUCUCGUCCGACUCGAGACGGCAAACCCGAUGGUGGCUGUGGCUCUCUCGAAGGCUGUUGUCGACCUCUUUCGAGGUGUUCUACGCGCACGGUUUCAGCUCCGACAGGAAAUGAAGGCAGCUGGAGGGGUUUGA
Peronospora matthiolae is the source of this 1056-nucleotide messenger RNA. The record is from the annotation of a GenBank genome assembly. NCBI's taxonomy places the organism in Eukaryota, Oomycota, Peronosporomycetes, Peronosporales, Peronosporaceae.